CACCUUUGGUUGAAAACUGUAUAUAAAUUCAACACCGACUAACGAGGCAAAUUAAAUCAUAAUGUUGCGUCUGUGCGGCUCUGUCAUCUCAGUGCUCUGUAUCUACAGCGUUUUAGGAUCAAUCGAUGAAUCGAUGUUCACGGACGAAAUGAAAACCAUGAUGACCACCGUGCACAAAAAGUGUGUCGAACAAACCAGUGUAGAUGAAGGAAUAAUCGAUCAAGCAAUUAGCGGAGACAUCCAAGAGGAUGAGAAAUUGAAGUGCUAUAUGAAAUGCACACUCACUGAAUCGGGAGUGUUAAGCGACAGUGGCGAUUUCGAUUUCGGACCAGUCGAGCAAAUCGCGCCUGAAGAAAUGCGGGAGGCACAUAAAAAAGUGUUCGACACCUGUACGCCACAAGCUGGAAAUGUUGACGAUCUGUGUGAGAAAGCAUUCACUGUAAUGAAGUGCGCCCAUGACGAGGAUCCGGAAAAUUUCUACAUGUUUUAGUGUCACGUGAGCCUGGAGCGACAGAAAACUACGUGGUUCUGUAAAAUAUUCGCUUAAAAUAUAUAUUGAGUUCAACAAA
Molecule: messenger RNA, 569 nt
Organism: Cylas formicarius (sweet potato weevil)
Lineage: Eukaryota; Metazoa; Arthropoda; Insecta; Coleoptera; Brentidae
Product: general odorant-binding protein 83a-like
Exons: 7
Coding region: 62-490 (142 amino acids)
Biological process (GO): olfactory behavior; sensory perception of smell
Cellular component (GO): extracellular region
Molecular function (GO): dibutyl phthalate binding; odorant binding
Source: RefSeq, a predicted model, not a curated record